Candidozyma auris is the source of this 483-nucleotide messenger RNA. RefSeq lists its product as uncharacterized. Bases 1 to 483 code for a protein of 160 amino acids. Gene Ontology annotation, biological process: late endosome to Golgi transport; endocytic recycling. The record is from RefSeq and is a predicted model, not a curated record. Lineage: Eukaryota; Fungi; Ascomycota; Pichiomycetes; Serinales; Metschnikowiaceae. Gene Ontology annotation, cellular component: early endosome membrane; retromer complex. Gene Ontology annotation, molecular function: phosphatidylinositol-3-phosphate binding. The transcript is spliced from 2 exons.
AUGUCCAAGCCUUUUCAACCCAUCAGUGAAGUUCUCAAAGACAAACACAAAAAACAAUCUUUUGAUGAUAUUUACGGCGAGCCUGAGGAUUUUCUUGAGGUUGAGGUUCGAAACCCAAUCACUCACUAUGGGAAGGACCCAUACACUGACUACGAGAUCGUGUGUAGAACAAACAUUCCAGCAUUCAAAAAGAGACAGUCCCGUGUUAGAAGGAGGUACAGUGACUUUGUCACCUUUCGCAAGAUCCUUGAGCUCGAGGCUUCCAAAAUCGUGAUCCCCCCAUUGCCAGGCAAGAUCUUGCUUCAGCUGAACCGGUUUAAUGAUGUUAAUAUUGAGCAAAGAAGACAAGGGCUAGAGAAAUUUCUAGUCAUUGUGAGCGGCCAUCCGUUGCUUCAGACAAAGUCCACCACGUUACGUGAUUUCAUUCAAGACGAGCGCUGGGAGCCCCGGUACCCGAUAGAGCCACGUGAGCUCCUCCAUUGA